Zingiber officinale is the source of this 2452-nucleotide messenger RNA. Its product is annotated as methyltransferase-like protein 25. NCBI's taxonomy places the organism in Eukaryota, Viridiplantae, Streptophyta, Magnoliopsida, Zingiberales, Zingiberaceae. The coding region runs from base 370 to 1983 and encodes 537 amino acids. The record is from RefSeq and is a predicted model, not a curated record. The transcript is spliced from 14 exons.
AACUUGGUUUAUAUAUGUUUUAGAGUGUCUUUAAAUAGCCUUUCGACACAAGUUUAAAUCGGUAAAGACAUAAUUAGUUAUGCUAAAUAAGUAAUUAAGACAUAAAUAGUCGGUAUUAAAUUUCUUCGGAGAGUUGGGCCCAGAAAACAAAGAAGCCCUAAACCCCCGCUCUCGUCUGUCUUCUCGUCCCUCCCGCGACACUUCGCGCCGUCGCACCAUAGCCAGCGGCCGCUCUCGCUCGUCGGUCUUCGCCGGAUCCUCUUCGCGGUUCUCCCACCAUGUCGAGCUCGAAGCAUUCCUCGACGCCCGUGUAGUGGAGUUCGGUCGCCUUUCAUAUCACAAAACAGGGAAUUUUUUAGCUGGUAGGGAAUGGCUUCUCGGCGUUGUACCUACUCCUGUGAGACCAUGGCCCAAACUCUGGAAUGGAUGAAUGCCAUCGCUGAAUUCAUACGGCCCUAUAGGGCCAUUCUGGAUGCUCAUGUUGUCAAUUUCUUCAAGGAAAGGUUGUGGGAAUUAGUUGAUGAGCAGUGGAUGGACUGUCUCCGUAAAGAAUCUGUGGCAAAUCUUUUGAAGUUGCCAUCUAGUUGUACUCAGGAUUACUGGCCUGCUUCUCUUAAACUGUUUUUGUAUGAUUUGAGGUCUCUUGUCCUUCCAAGGGAGCAAGAAUUGUUGGACAAGAUUUCACCUAAUUUACAUGUGUCUUCCCUAAGUACUGUCCUUUCUCAAGGCAUGAAUUUGAAGAAAAAGCAUGAAGUGGAGAUACUAUCUGCAGUUGUUAGUUCAAUUGUCCAUGAGUCUGGAGCAGGAAAAAUUAUAGAUGUUGGCUCUGGUCAGGGUUAUCUUGCACAAGCAUUAUCAUUCCACUACCAACUUCCUGUCAUAGCAAUUGAUGCUUCUUUGCACCAUGCCAAUGUUACAAAUGCCCGUGCAGAGAGGAUUAAAAAGCAUUAUUCAGCUAAAUUUGCAGGAAGCCCACAUUUCAAAAUUCCACAGACAGUUACUUGCCAUAUCCUUUCAAGUGAAGCUUUGACAGCUUUAAGUUCUGCUUCUUUACGUGAGAAUAAUACCAAAGAAUCAGCAGAGCGGUCAUCCACAUCAGAUCGUGGUGAUUGUGGAAUUCCGGAAAUAGAUAUUGCAGAAGGAAAAAGUUUGUCUAACCUGUAUGGUAAUUCCUUUUUGGUUCUCGCUGGACUUCAUGCAUGUGGAGAUCUCUCAGUUAACAUGCUUAGGACCUUUGUGGACUGCAAACAAGUCAGAGCUAUAGUUGGCGUUGGAUGUUGCUACAACUUGCUUUCUGAAGACUGCUUAGAGAGGGCUGGUGGUUCAUGUGGCUUUCCAAUCAGCAAUGCUGCUAAGCUGUCCAGCCUAAUCCUUGGAAAAAAUGCUCGUGAUCUUGCAUGCCAGAGUGCUGAAAGAUGGCGAACUCUUACUGAAGAUGCUGCACUUCAAAAUUUUGAUGUCCAUGCCUUUCGUGCUGCUUUUCAACUGGUUUUGGACAAAUACCAUCCAACAAUCUUAGUGUCAAGUCCAUCAAUUGGUAGACAAGGGAAAACUAUACGACGCCAACAAUGCAGGAGGCUUCGAGAAUCCCAGACUAGUAGAGAAGACGACAUACGUGGCUUCUCAUCAGAACUUGGAAAAUCCAGUCAUAAUCUUGCCAGUGGAUGCCAAGAUGGCCAGAAUUCCAAUAAAUAUUUCCUCUUUGAAGAAUUCUGCAAGUCAGGUCUUAGUCGCCUUGGUUGUGUUUUUUCUGAAGAUAUGGAUCUUCUGGGAAUAUGGAACCAUGCACAAAGCUAUUCUGAACUUAUUGGUCCUUUUUGGUCUCUUCGCGCUGCUUUAGGGCCAUUGGUGGAGACUUACAUUUUGCUCGAUAGAUUGUUGUUCCUGCAAGAACAAGGAAAUUCUAUAGAAGCGUCUCUGUUUCCUAUAUUCAAUCCUACAUUAUCACCGAGAAAUAUGGCAAUUAUUGCUAGAAGGAAAUGAAGCAGUUUUUUUUCCUCCCUACAAAGGUUAAGCUUGUCAGUUGUCUGCUUGGGUGCUGAAACUAGAUGUUAACUUCUUACGACAAUUGAAAAGUCGCGGCGAGUGUUCGACUUCUCAUGACAAACUAGUUGACAGUUGGGUGCUGGGUUGCUGAAACCAGAUGCUGACUUGUUAUGCCAAAGUCGCGAGUAAUGUUCUUUGCCAUCUACGUCGAGGAGAGGCUAACAGUGAGUGAUCUUUUGAAGCGAGUUUUGGAAGAUAAUUCAUCACAGAUUCAGGAGUUUUAAUUCUCAGUGAGAUCAUUAUUUCCUGAGAUUUAACGUAAUUUUUACACAUUAAUUUUGCAUUUUUGUUUAAUGAAUAUUUGAGACUUUGUGGUAUAUUGGUUUGUAAUUAGGUAGACAAACUGUUAGCCUAGCAAUUAUUUCUGUUUUCCAACAUAUUUUUCAAAUUGUUUAUUUGCUUUCAA